GAGGUGACGCGCCAAUAAUUUUACGACAGUUCGACCUUCAGGCGCUCAGUGACCAUCGUCAAAAGAGAAUACUACUGAAUCGUUGAUGCGUAUUUGCAGUUGGUCAUAUCCAUUGGGCAAAGAAGAUUGAGCUAUUUUAGUAGGUGCGGUCUAGCUGAAGUCAGUAACAGACCCUCUGUAGAUAACUGCAGUUAUACAUGUAUGACCAACACAAUGAGCUAACAACUACAAUGCUCUUGCUAAAGAUCUUAUUUCACUAACAUGAUAUAAAUUAAUAACGCGAGCUACCAAAGUUCAGUCAUAUUGCAUAUGCAACAUGAGUAAAAGUACUACCCCGUCUGAAGAAUUUGGAUAUCCAAACCUGCCUGUGCGUCAAAAAUCGGACCAAGAAAGUAUUAGUCAGUGCAUCAAAACUCUAAAAAGUCGCAGACCAAAUACUUUAGAUUUUUCACCUUUAGCUCUUGGAAAUCGUGACAGAAACCAUAAAACAUAUGCAAAACGACCAACUGUUUUAUCUGUUCAUGAUUCUUUACAGAAAGCUGUUUGCAGUGCGAGCGCUUAUUCUUCAUCGGCUAUCUCAGAUUGUCCAAUCAAAAGACCUAACUUUUUACCAAUACCUUCACAAGGAAGUAAAUAUCCAGGUUUUCCAAAACCUAGUGACGGACUCAUGCCAGGAAAUAGCAAGAAUACCAUAUCUACAGUUAAAGCCUCUUCUUUAAAUACUGGAAACAUUAAUGCUAUACAUCCUGAUUCUAUGGGAUUGUUUAUUAAGAAAAACACACAGUUGUUAAAAUAUCAUACCUGCCGAACUUCACUAAGAUGUCGACCAAAUAAAUGUGGCCACAUGUCUACUAAGAAUUUCAUAGCAUGGUCGCGGAACAAUACACAGUUAUACAGUGUGCUUUGUUUUGACAAAUUCCGUAUCAUUCAUAAGAGAUUACCCUGUCCAUAUUUUUCUACUUGUAACCAUCUUAAAAGGCGUGCAUUCAAUCAUUCAUCUUAUGUUUUUGGUGGUUCUAGCUACCUUCCACAUUCACAAACGUUUCCUAGUUUACUGUCUUUUCGCAGAUGUUGUUCUUAUACUUUUACCAAACAUAUGAAUUUUACCUCUUCGGAUAUUCGAACUAGUUCCAUUCGCUUGUGUCCACGAUACUGUAGAAGGACCAAUAACUGUAAGUUAUACUAAUCAUAUAUAUUUACCUUAGGGAUAAUGAAUAUCAUUCUGAGCACUAAAGUAAGUUGUCAGAUGUAUUCACACUUGCACAGUAGUGAGGAUAUUAUGGUAUUGAAUCGCAUGUUAAGGAGUAUCUUAAUGAUAAAAGUACUUGAUUCUAUAAAACUGAAACCCAUUACUUGAUUUCAUUUGAGCUGUUUGGGGUGCGAAUCUUUUCCUGUGUACUGGAUUAAAUGAGUUAUUUGAAAAAUUCGUUUCCCUUAUUUAAGGAGACGUAGGAUAGUUUUUUUCGUGUAGUUAACCUUGGGUAGUGCUAGAAACGUUUUGACGAACACAGUUUGCAAAUUCGUCUGCCUAUACUUCGAUCUGAAAAAUUCAACUAAUUUGGAUUCACAGUAAUAUCAACUGACUCAGAACAUGUGGUAGAGGGGUUUUUGCCGGUUAUUUAAGGUAUUCUUGGAGGAAAGAAAAAUCUUUUAAUCAUUGUUUAUUGACGAGUGAUCAAAAAUUAUGUCAGCAUAUCAUAAUACAUUUGGCUUAAAAUGUACUGACAAUUGUAUGUGCUACCUAAAUUUUUUGUCCGGAUUUUUGUUUUAAGCCUAGCCUAAAUUCACAAUAAAAUAAUGAGCUCUAUAACCACUAUAGUAAAAGUAAAAGAAUUCUCUAAUAUUCUUUGUGUAUUCCAUCAUACUUAAUACAAUUCGACUUACUGUUUACAUAAAAUAGGCCUAGUCUUUAUGGUCAUGUCCUCCAGUAAAUAGAUAUUCAAGUGCUUGAUACCGUUUUCCUAUUCCUAAGAUGAUUUUAAUUACCGGAUAAAAGUCGGUUAAUAAACCUCUGAUAAUCAGAAUACAGUGGCAAGUUGGUUAAUUCCAACCUCGGACUUAAGCUUUAUGUGAAUUGAUGUAGUUUAUCAAUAUCCAUAAAACAUUAGUUCUGCCGUUUGUGUAACUUUUUCACUGCUUAUUGUUUAACACACCAGGCUGUUUUAUUUUAAUCAACUGUGAUUAAAAAUCUAAUUAUAAUUGUUGCUGAUAUUGGUGCAAUCUUAUAUUGUAUUAAACUAUUCUCUGUAAUAUUUGAUUACCUGGUUUAGAUUACGUUGAAAAUUAACCUGAUCAUCUGUUGUCUACUUUCCAAAUUAUUCGAGGUCAUCUUUUACAGUACACUGUUAAAUGUAUAAAUUAUUAACAAUUUAUAGUCUAAUGUAAAAUAGUAUUUGUCUUUUAAAAUAAUUUUGUCAUUUCAGUUUACUUAUAUUUUUGUUCCAAACAUUAAAACCCAUUAUUAAUAGUAAACUAGUGACUUUUGUUUUUAACAGCCGUUGGUACUGUAACUUUCGGAAAACCCAGUGAAACAAUCGAAGUUCCAGUUUUUAACUCAACGAACUUACCCGAAGUCUAUGACAUACUAAUGAAAUCAAGUAAAAAGCUUGGUGAGCCCACUAACAAAUCGCAUAUUGAGAAAGUUACACUACCCAACACUAUAUCUAACGAUAAAAAUGUGCAGACCAUAAAUAUUAAUAUUAAUGAUGCAAAUCACGUCUUUCAACUGCGGAUCGAUUCUUCGCUAACAAAUACUAGCCUUGAUGAGAACUGUUCGGACGGCAAACAGUUGCAUACUACCAAAAAACUACAACAAAUCCAACCUAACGGAGAUAUUUGGCCUCCUCUGGUAAUCAGUUCCCAUCCAGGUAAAAAUACUUGUUGUCUUUUAGAAAAAUAUUUACUUCUAUAGAUAUGAAUUCUACUUAACGUGAUCGUAUAUAUGAUAUGCUGUCAUGUAUAUAAUACGUAGCAAAUUGCAAUUCAUUAACUCGCAAUUGUCAUGUUUGUUUAUAACAAUAAUUUUAUUGAGUAGUGUAUGUCUAUUACUCAUUAAAAACUCACAAAACAAUUUUCAUAUUACUCCAAAUGUAUAUAGUUUCACGGAAUAUUCAUAAUUACAUCUGUCAUUUUUAGGAAUUUUAUCUUUAAAUCUAUGAAGAAUUUUUUCUUGUAAAUAGUAAAUACAAGCAUAAGUUUAUACUACCAUCCACUUCGCAAUAGGGAGAGUAUAAUACUCAAAUCAUGUAGCAGAGUAUCCAUAUGAAAAAAACUAGGUCACGGUAGUUUUUGUACUGUUCGUAUGAUCUGACCCAUGGUACCUUCUAUGCAUUUUAUGGUAUGAGUCAAAGUUUCUUCAUACUUUUGAUUAUUAUAUUACUAAGUACUAAAGAUCUUUCUAUAGGACUCUAUUCAGAUGAUCAACUACUUUCCUAUGCUGUUAAUUCAAACCAUUUCACCAUCCGACCCAAGUGAUUUACAGGUACUGUUGUCUUUUCAUCUGUUGGAAUGAACUAUUAAACGACUAAUAGCUUUCUAGAUCUUAUAGAUAUUUAGUCGUUCACCGAAACGAGAAGUAACUUCACUGUUAAUUGUCGUUAUGGUUUUCUCCCGCUUUCGUAAUGGGUUGUUUACAAUUGGUUCUUCAGUUCAAUCCUCCCGUUGGACUUUUAAUUUCACUUCUUGAGAAUACAAACAAAACGUCUGGUGAUUUGUAUAAUAAGAAUGUACACGAACUAACUAUUGAUUCAGAGAAGGGUUCUUUAGACUCAGUGUCCAUGAUACCAGUAACACAAUCUGAAUGCUUAUCUAAGUCAGAUAAUGUGUCUCCUGGCAUAACAAUAGCUCUCACUCGGAAUCUCCACAUUCGUGUUCAUUCAACUGAAUUAAAUUGCUGUUUAAAGCAAUCAGCUUGGUGUUUCUCAUCGAGUGGCUUUUAUCAGUUUGGUCAAGAAGAAAUUGUAAUUCUGUUACGUAGACGUUUUGAUGAAAAACUACCACCAAUGGAGAUAUUUUAUCAAUACUGGCUUAUAUAUCAAGCUUUAGUGAAUUAUGCUGAGAAACAAGUUAAAAGUGAUGUUAAUUUUGAAUCAUUCAACUCCCAAACGUAUAAUAGACCGUUCGGUUCAGCACCAUUUCGUUCACAUGAUUGUUUCUUUGAAAAACUUUACUUUGCAAAUGAUCGUUGUUCUAGUUCACCCUGUACUGACUCAGAUAUGACGAAUGGUUACUAUUGGCUUAAUUCCAGAUCUUUAACAAGUAGUAAUUAUGGAAGUAGCAAUCCAUAUGGAUUCGUAUUUUUCCAUCCAACUCACCAAUGUUUAUUAGGCCUACAUCUACCAAAUCCACCGUUCUUAAUCGCUCUACUAGUGCAUAUACAAGAAGCACCUUGGGCAUAUCAUCUACCGAGUAGAAUUUUAUUGAAUCUAGGCAAAAUGUCACAUUAUUAUCCAACUACUUUGUUAUCCGACCGUGAUCGCAAGAUUUUAUUUGAUUGUAAACUAGACGGAGAAAGCUUCUUACAAUUAUUCACUAAUAUAAAACCAUUUAUCUAUCCAGAUUUCAUGACAUUUACACCUAAACAAAGAUGUAUUCCAUUACCAGAAUUAUUAUUUCAUAUAAAUGGAUUCUAUGCACAUUUGAAUGUAGUUAAAAGUGAAUCGGAUACGAAUACUACUACACAUAAUGAUGGUGUCGAAGAUGUAAUUGUGGAGCUUCUAAUACCCAUGUCUUCAUGUGCUUCUGUGGCUAGGUUUCUAGACUCGAGUGCUAUGGAGUCAAUGACAUUUGCCCUAUCAGCCGAUUGUAACCCAAUGUCCGAUUCCCAUUUAGUUUGUUCGCAGUCAAAAAUACUACAUAAAGGGUCUAAAGACAACCACAAUAAGUUAAUUUGUCAGAAUGUGACCAGUUCACAAAUGACCUCAAAUCUAAAUUAUUUUACUGACCAAAAUUGUUUCCAGACCUUCGAGACUGAGGCUAUUUCAAUUGAAAAUACAAGACUCAAGGUAACUGGUUUGAGCUUUGUAGCUUUUUCUGGUCACGCCUCAUUUUGCAGUGCAAUAAUCGUCGAGGAUGGCUUAUAUAUUUCUAUGACAAGUUUAAAAUUUCAUCAGCUUGUCAAUAGUUUGAAAAAUGGUUACGAUUUAUCAAUUCCUAUACGAUCAAGUCGUAACAUCCAACCAUCUACAAAAGUAGAACAUAUCAAUGGUGAUUUUGGAGACGAUAUUUCGAAUCGCGAUCUAUUUAACGGAAAUGUUGCCUCAUCAGUUCACGUAAAGUGGUUUAAAGUGUUUGAUUCAUUUUUAUCAAGUGCUUCAUUUAGUACUACCGUCACUCCAUGUUGCACUAAUUCUGCCGGCAUAUGGGACUUGGAACCUAUUACUACAUUCUUAGUGCCAGUUCAUUACCAACUAUGGCAUUGGAUACAUCUGAAUGAAAGUAUUAUUCCAAGCAGUGAAAGUCAAUUAAGUUCUUUAUCGACUAUCAAAUCAAGUGAUCCACCGUCUUUACGAUUGGCAUGGAUUCGAUUUCAUGUGUUAAACGUUGAUCAAUUGGAAUUUAUUAGUACAUCCUCAAGUAAAACAAUAACUUUUGGGCAUUUUUCUAAUGAAGUAGCUGAAUGUGUAAUCAAGGCGCUUCGACCUUAUCUUGGUCAUCUCCUAAACAAUAAUCGUACACAAAUCACACUACGCAUUCUGUUGCAACCACCAGAUCAGGUUGGCUAUCGGAUGGGUGCUUCAUGUCAGGAGGUAUACACACUGCACAAUCAACUGGAUUCAUCAAACGAUCUUGAAAAUGCCAGCUGUGAGAAUUGUGAAGAAAUGUAUGCUGACGCAUUAGACGACAUACUGUUGCCUGUAUUAUCUUCUUGGACUAGUUGCUUAAAAAUUGUCGAUGUAAAUAUAAAGGAAAUCGAACGCCACUCACCGAGUACUUCUAAUUCUUGUUAUCAUCUAAAUGAAAUAAUUCAGAUGGAAUUUGAUUUUUGCAUUUUAAACUAAAAUUAUGUCAGCUAGGAAAGUAUGUUAUAUAUAACGCUACAAAAGAAUUUGUACCCAAUUAUCCGGAUCUUUGCUUCUUUUUGUUCGUUCUAGUUUGUUAUUUUGUUUAAUUGAUCCCUCGAUUAGGUGACCUCAAUAGUUUACUUUUUUAAGUAGCAUAAUUUAUUUGCUACUCUCCUAAACCAGUGCUCCCUAUUUUCUUUGUUUAUGUACAUAAUGAUUUACGUGUUGACCUCCAUUCAUUUGUUGUGAUAACCUGUAUUUGUGAGUCCUGGUUCCUUAUUUUUGUUGUUAUCUAACUUCCAUUUGAAUAUCCAUGAAAUAGUUUAUUAAGCG
This is a messenger RNA of Schistosoma bovis, 6335 nucleotides long. NCBI's taxonomy places the organism in Eukaryota, Metazoa, Platyhelminthes, Trematoda, Strigeidida, Schistosomatidae. The record is from the annotation of a GenBank genome assembly.